UAUACAAAAUAUAAAAAAUUAUUUAUCUUCUUUAUGACGUUCUUUAUUUGUGUCUAUGAAUAUUUUAUUCAUUUUUCGUUGAUACGUGAAAGUACAGAAUAAUUCGUAAAGGUCUCGUUAACACGUGCCAAGUUUUUUCCACUGGAAAUAAUCAACAGCUUUCUAUUUUUUUUUUUUUUAGCGACGUUGAGACUUUAUUGUUGCCUCUAAUCUAGAUUUAAUUAGAGAUGAGGCACUUAUGUAUUGGGAACUAAAGGAUUUGUUUGCGGAUUAUCGCCACGCAGUGACAACGAGGUAGCAAGAUCCAACAGUGUUGACCCAAAUACUAACUAGUAUUAUAUGAUAAGGUUUGUUUUGUCGUGGAACAUUCUGUUAGAAGGUAUACUUGUGUUUUAAUCCUUUCGGUCACAUGUCCACUUCACUCAACUGUACAGGAGGGAAAGAUAUGUGUCUUUCAUAUUAAUUUUUUUGUCGGAGAGAAUUUUUUUCGAGAGAUUGUAUGUUAACUGAAUCAGUGAUAAGAUAUCGAUUCUGUUAAUGCUUUUGAAUAUUAUGUAACGGUUAUAUCUUGGAGGGGCUGUAUGAAAUGUAAUUGCGUCUGUUACAACGUUUACAAUAUUGGAAAGAACAGAUAGCAGAGACGAUACGAGAAAGAUAACGAGAGUAAAAGUUGUAUUUAUACGUUGUUCAAUUGUUUCGCUAACUGUAUCACACGUUUCAUGCAUCAAGAACUACGAAAUUUGUCAACGGGUCAGUGAUUACUGAUUACACACGGGAUAAUUGGAGUUCGAUGGGCUUGUUUCGCAAUGACUAAGCGAUCGAAUCGAAGAUUAGCGUGCUAUUGAAAUUAGGGAAUUCUCACCACGCGCAGCAAGUGACGAUAAUUCCUAGUUUGGUGUAUUGAAAUUCCGAAAACGGACGAGAAUUACACAAGUGACGCGUCCAAGUUCUGCAUAUUCUAAAAACAUUCGAACCCGGUAAAAUGAUGACUCGAACCCCUUCUAAUUUCACCCGAAAUAUAGCAUCUGUAUUUUCAUAUUACCAACAAAUAAGUGCCAUAAAUCUAUACUGUAUGGAUCAAAUAACAGAAGCGUACAAGAAAGAAGAUUACAGGCCACGGCGACGCGAAGAAGAUAUCAAGAAGUGAUAAUAAGAACACUCAAUAAAAGCAACAAUAGAAAAUCCCCAAGCUCAGGAGUCGCACAAUGAGCGUCCAAGUCAGCGAAAUCUUCCAAGCUGGAUGAGAAUAAGUCAACGAUACUUGAAAAAUUUAAUAAAUAUAUCUAGCAAUUGCAAUCGCAGACGCAAUAUCUAAAACCAGUAGCAUUUGGAUUAAAACACAAGUGUACAAUUUAAUAAUAAUUAAGAAGGAUCAGGCAUCAGAGAAGACACCUCGAAGCGAAGAUACGCGCAUCGAGCGGAACGAACGACAGAAAAUCCCCCGAGCUCGGGAAAUUGAUUAAUCGUCGUACUCUUCUCGUAUUCCGAGGUCGUUUUCUCGCGUACCUCCGCGUUUCACGCGGAUCUUGCUAAAUCAUCGCGUUGACCUACAGCACCGAGACGAUCAGGGGCACGACAGGUCGGUGGGUUAGGCCCCGAACGGACUGUCAAUGAGGUGUCCAGCUGUGCCCAUCCUGUGCAAACGCGGGAACAAUUAUUACCGCGGCCUGUAACAGUGUCCCUCCUCGUGUCCAUGUUCCAACACUUUUUACCAGCCCCACCAUUCGGCAUAAACACACCAGAGCGGUGCACAGUUUGCGGCAGUUUAGUCGCUACUUAACCGUGCUCGUUCGACUGUGUUCGUUACCACGUCGAGCAGCCGUCAGCCACGGCGGAUGAAGCUUUCGUCGGUGUCCGUCUUCGCGAUCCUCCCGAGGACUCCAUGGUCCAGCCGAAAAUGGGAGUUGGGUCGACGAAAUCCCUCGAAACAGGUGCACCCCGGUUCGGUAAUUCGAGAUGAACGGGAUUAGGAACACGAACACGAACACGAACGGGGACCACUUUUGGCCGAGCUUUCAUCUAUCUGGACGAUCCUUUCCGUGACGAGUCGCGCAAUCGAUUGUCGUCUACCGUUAUCGAGUGACGCCUCCGAAAAUCGUCGAUGAACUGGAGGGAACCGCAAAGGAAAGACGAGCGCACGUCGACAGAGGGAAGUGAGUUAGAACCGGUGGAGUCAACCUUGAUCUGCGGCGUUAACGAGGCGAACAAAGCUCUCCAGGCGUCGGCGUCGAGGAAAAAGCGGGUCAAGGUGUCAAAGACGUUAAGGCAGCCGUCAAGAUAUCGACAGAAGGUGUUAGCGCGACGAUUCCCCUAGGAAAACAAAGUGUCACGCGACACUGGUAACGAUCGACCGGGCCCCUAUCGACCGCGUGAUCGCUAAUCGACGAUCGGGGAUCAUCGUGUUUGGACUUUCUCGGAGUCAUCGUCACGCGACUACGCUGUCAACGAUCAACAGGGAGUACGAUCGCGAACAGCGUCGAUUCCAUCGGCAGUCAAUCGCGGAAAGUCGCCGAUCGCUCCUCGAACUGGCUGCUGGUCGCAUCGAGCAAUCCAGUCUCUCGAAUCCAACAUUCGUGGAAUUUUUCUAUUUUUCGAAGAAAUUAUAUUCGAAGUGUGUCCAAAGCUUCGGAGUCGAGACUUUUUUCAGCCGAAAUUGUGGUCGAGACACUCGAGGUCUAGAUGGAUUUUUUUCAAUCAAGCAACUUCUUUUUGAAAAGAUUGAACGAUUAGAAGUUUGGAAUUCUUGAUUGGGAGCAGUGAACUGCUUCGCAUGGGUGUUCUGUAUUCAAGAAGCUUUUUCUUGAAGAGAUUUGAAAUUUAACAGUUGAAACUAUCGCAUAGCUGUCAGUGAACUAUUGUGGACACUUGAAUACUCAAUUUUUGUUGGAGGAAUUCGGCAGUUGUUUCGACUCUUAGAUAAGGAACGGAUUUUGUAUAAUUCGGAAGUUUCUUUUCGAAGAGAUUCGAAGUUCAGAAGUGGAACUUUCGAAUAAAUAACAGUGAAUGGUUAUAGCUACUUGGACUGCAUAUGGAUUUUGCAUCGUCGAGAAACAUCUCGAAGAAAUCCAAAGCUCAAAACUUGAGACUUUCGACUAACUAACAGUGGCUUGUUAUAAUCGCCAGGACUGCAUCUAUUAACGUACUAAAAAUCAAUCGAAAGCAGCUCAGUGUUCAGAGGUCCGGUCAACCCUUGUGCUUCGAUAAAUUCCAAAAAAGACUCUUCCUUCUGAUUCAACCAUCCACAUGAUUCUAUCUGCUAACAUACUACUUCUUCAGCGUGAAUCUUGCACAACUUAAUUCAAGAUUCACUCGACUGGAUGCAGUUGACGUUUACUGAUACUGUGAUAAUUAACUGGUAAAUUAAUCGUUCGGUGAGAGUAGACAUAGGCGCUUGCAUGGAGUAUUUCGGUGGUGUGUUCUCGAAGCAAACGUCGUUUCCGAAGGGACACGAUAUGGAGAUCGAUAUGAGCGGGAGGACAAACAAAUCGACGGAGGAAUUAACCAAAAGACGAGUCUCCAUCAGCGAUCAGAUACUCGGAACGGAUAAUCCCACCUUUGAUCACCAUCGGCGCAUAAGCGCCAGCUCGGAGCAUAAUUCCGAUCAGGGCCGUGGAAAAUCUAUACUGGCCCACGGGGGCAGUAACCACGGCAGCUCGGAGAACAUACAUCAGCACAAGUUCGAUCUCGAGAACGGUAGGAUCAACGGGAACAGGAAGAAGUCGGCGCACAGCCUGACGAGCUCCAUCAGGGACAAGAUCGAAUACUCGGAGGAACUCAAACGGUCGUGGUUGUACCUAUUUUGCACGCGAUGCCACGGACGGGAUGACACACCAUCGUGGGAGCCACCCGGCUGGAAAAGAGCCUGUCCACAGCCAUUUUGUCCCAGCUACAGAAAAUUCGCCAGGCUUUUGUGCCUCUUCCUGUUAGGGUUGUUACUCUGGGGUAUCGUCUAUUGCGUGAUAGGCAACGACGCAGCCCCUGGUGGCCAGCUCUUCGGUCUAGCUGCUCUCUGCCUCGCGGCGCACUUUGGAGGAUGGCUGUUCUCCUUGACCACCCUUCCUGCCCUAAUCGGCAUGCUGAUCACCGGCAUUAUACUUCAGAACGUUGGUCUGGUCAACAUCGAGGGCAACUACACCGUCGUCAUCUCCAAUCUCCGAAAAAUCGCUCUCGUGAUCAUCCUCACCAGAGCAGGCCUGGACUUGGACCCGAACGCUCUGAGAAGGUUGAGAGUCACCGUGCCGAAGAUCGGUCUAAUACCAUGGGUCGUCGAGGCGUUUGUGAUAGCCAUAAUGUCAAAAUACCUGAUUGGCCUGCCCUGGAUAUGGGGUUUCCUGCUGGGUAGCGUAGUGGCCGCCGUUUCGCCAGCUGUCGUGGUGCCGUGUCUCUUCAGGUUACGUGGCAAGGGCUACGGGGUUGCCAAGGGCAUCCCGACCUUGAUCAUCGCCAUUUCUGGAAUCGAUGACGCAGCGUCAGUGGCGAUUCACGGAAUCGUGAAGAGCAUCAUGUUUUCCCAUGACGCGCUAUGGUACCAAAUCCUCCAGGGUCCAAUUGCCAUUAUCGGAGGUCUUGGGUUCGGUAUCCUGUGGGGUUGGCUGGCCAAAUACGUUCCAGAGAAGGGCGACCCGUUCAUGGUGCCCAUGAGAGUACUGAUGUUAUUAGGAGGUGGACUGCUGGCGGUGUUUGGAAGCGAGGCGAUCGAGCUCGGGGGCGCCGGACCCUUGGCAGUGGUUGCGGCCGCCUUUAUCAGCUGCUACUUCUGGCAGAAACAGGGCUGGGAAGUCGACGACAACCCAGUGGCAACCGCCUUCGAGAUAUUCUGGAUGAUCUUCGAGCCGAUCCUGUUCGCCGUGACGGGCGCCCAGAUCAAAAUCGACGAGUUAGACGGAAGAACCGUCUAUCUAGCCAUUGGCUGUCUGCUAACUGCCAUCAUCAUCCGUAUAGGAACGACCAUUCUCGUUGGAAUUCGUUCGAAGCUGAACCUGAAAGAGAAGAUUUUCAUCGCUUUCGCCUGCAUGGCCAAGGCCACCGUCCAAGCUGCCCUGGCGCCGACCACAUUGGACAAGGUCGACCCCAACGACCCCGUCCAGAUGAUGUACGCGGAAACGGUGGUGACCAUGUGCGUGCUAUCCAUCCUGCUCACUGCCCCCGCAGGUGCCAUAAUUAUCACCCUGUCGGGGCCUAAGCUCCUGACGAAGACAACAACGCCGGUCGCGCCUCCAGAGGCAUGGAAGGCGCGCAGACCCUCCAUUCGCGACAUCUCCAUCAUCAACGAGGACCCAGACCUCGAGGAGACCGCAAACGAGAGGAAACCCUGAAGCGGACGUGCUCCAUGUUUUCAGUCGAACGUGACUGUUUUACCUUAUCCGUAUCGAGGGCUUGCAACGUGCACUGCGAAAGAAUAUUCGGCGAGUCUCCAUCGAAGAUUCUCCCCGGUACUUUAUCUGCUUAUUUCGAAUAUUUGUUUCUGUGCACGAGGGUGUCGGUGGAGGCUUGCGAGAGACGAUUGGGAAUUGGGUAAAUGAGAAGAGUCGGUGUGGGGGAUUCUCGAGAUCUUAGCUAGCAUACUGCGGACAGAGUCUCGUUAAAAUGUCCCAAACGCGCAAUUCUUUCUGAGAAAUCGUUCAGUUCUUGGCGUAUCGCAAUAUAAUCAUGUUCCUUAUUUCAAUGAAGAUCUUGCACCCUGAACCACAGAAUUCAUUUUGUGCAGCAACAGAUAUAGUAAAAGAAGUCCCAGUUUAUCUGACAGCCUUGGAAGUAUACAUACUCUAUCGAAGUCUGAAUUGAUUUGAUUGGAGACGUUUGAAACAGAGAAUCUCCAACGAAGAUUUUGCCAUUUGUAUUUUACCCUCCCCAUCCUGAAUAUUCGUUGCUCCUCCAUUCUUACAAUAAUAUAGAUGGAGACGGGUUUUUGAUGAGGUCUGAAGUUGUUUGAAUGUUAAUUCUUGGUAUACGAAUCUGUCCUGUUGUAGUAUUAUUACAGUUUGUGUCGUCAAUGUUUUCAACGGCCAAUGUUCCUAUUAUCGGGUAUCGUUCCAGUACAGGGUGAGUAACCAGCUUUGUUCAAUCUGAAUAUCUCUGCUAUUAUAAAUAUUAGGCAGAAAUUGAAGUAGCAGACAAAGGUAUUUCAAAGUCGACUUAAUUCAGAUAUUAGUGAAGUAUAUAUGUGUUUCGUUGCAAUACAUUCAUUUAAAGUAUAAGAAUUUGUUGUGAGAUAAAUACUUGCUUUACAUGUAUAAAGGUGUAUUGUAGUAUAGUGAUGACAUAUUACAAGGAUCUUUAUCUUAUCUUAUAAUUCAGUAGAGUAAUGAAUUCUGAGGGAAAAAGAAUUAGAGCACACGUAUUGUAAAUAUAAUAAGUUCUGAGAUAUUCAAGUUUUAAGUUAGUGUUUAGAGUGCUUAACCCUCAGUUGGUGUGGUGUCAGUAUCAUUACAUUACGACCCUAUUAGGUAGAAAAUGAUUUAACAUACACGAAAUAAACAAUGUUAUAGUUUAUUCAUUUUUUGUAGAUUUGCAUUUCAUAUUGGAUAUGAAAAGUUACGUUGGCGUAAAUAUUUUAAACCACGAAGAAUCUUUUAAAUACUAUUUUACAAUAAUUUUAGAAUGAAAUGCUUCUUAGGAUUUGCGAUAAUCGAACAAUCCUGAACGAACUUUGUUCCACUGUCUAAAAUAGUAGUGAUAUCUCAGAUGUUCGACGUUGGUGACACAUCCUGUAUACUUACGCUGACGUUGCCGGUCCCAAGGAUUAAAAAGCACGUUGAUAUCAAGCAUUCGUUUUCAAGUUUUAUCGUUCGUUGCAGAUCGCUGACCUAUCACUCCGCGAGUGAUCCAAAUUGGUUUAUUUAAUUGUCUCUGCCUUAUAAAAAAGAUCCGUCGAGAAGAUCUGCCCAUUGAUCUGGAACGUAGAGAAACGUAUACAGGGUAGAGCACUUGAAAUAGGUCACCUGUAUACCUCGUUUAUUUAUAAGGAUAAGAAAGAAUAUUCGAGGCUAAAGUUUCUUGGUUUUAGAUGUAUAAGGUAUCCGUGUCGUUUUUCUUCUGAAAAUCGAAAAUCGUGGAGACCAUUGGAUCCGUGUUUUCAAUUAUUCUGGUCGAAGCCAGAAUAAAUUGAGGAGAACCGUUUGUAAUAAUAACGCAUAAUCUAGGAAAAGAAGAUUCAUUCUUUAUUUUUUCCCAUAUUAAAGAAAAAUUAAGAGGAUAUAUAUGAUAUUAGGGACAAAUUAAUGACCUUGAUACGUCUCCCUUAAACAAAAGAAAAUAUUAUUACCACACAGUGUCCACUAUGAAAUUAGACAAUUCUCCCUCAAACAUCCUGUCUAUUUUUAGAAAUAAGCCUGGCUGCACGGCUGACCUGUUUUAAACGCUCCAUCUUGUAUAUAACGACAAAGUGUAGUUGAACAUCGGCGUGUCUUUAGGCACGAAAUGCCAGCAAAACGUCUCCAUAAUGUUCCAUAGACAGGCGACCUACGCCUGGAAACCUCGAGCGAUAAUUGAACAAUUUGUCUGCGAGCUUCAUUGUCUGGAUGGGAAAUCUUGCCCCGGUUAGAGAUAUCGGAACAAUGGCUUUGGCAUGCGUUUAUUUUCGAGGUUAUUAGUCGCAUGUGUUUCGUUCAAAGGAUGCCACAAAUGAACAAAUAAAUGGAAAGAGUGUUGUAUCGAUUCUCGACCCAUUUAUGCCUGAAGCAAAAACUUGGGAUUAUGCGAAGAGAACAAAUUUUAACAUUUGGAUAAAUAAUCGUUGGGAUAGGAGCCUAAUUGCAUAAAUAUAUUUAAUAUAAUUAUAGUCUAACGAAUCAUGGUAAAUUCAGCAUUUGGACAAGUGUGAUAUUAACGUAUAUGUGAAUACAUUAAUAGUACUGAUAUCUUUAUUCACAAAUACUCCAUGUGGAUAUAAAGAAAAAUUGUUUAUGAAUAUCUUUUUAGACGUAGAUUAUAAUGUAGAACGCAAGGCAUAAAUGGGUUGGUUUAGUAUGAAAUACUAAAAAAGGAUAAUGCUUGAAUCAGUUUUUAAAAUUCGGUGAUUAGGUGUAGACUAGUUAACAUUUAAGAAUUAAUGCAUAUGUCGAAAUAAGUUUACGAUGAACUAACGAUUACCUUUGAUAGCUGUUUAAGGUUGUACAUUCCUACCUAAUAAUCCUUGUUUGGUGUCAAAGAAAACACAUCAAAUGUAUGCAGAAUCAUAAUAAUAUUAAUAUUUUAUUUUGCAUAAGUGCACUAUUUUUUCAUAAGUUUAGCAUGUAGUUUUCAUAUUUACGUCCACUAUGAAUGCAUAUAAUCAGCAAUUUACCGCUGUGCCUUUUCGUGAAAGACUUGACAAGUUUAAUUAGCUCGGGAAGACUUGUAUAAAGAAUGAUUGGUUUUUAAAAAUGGUAUCAACGACGUGAAAAGAGUGUUUUUAAAUUUAACGAGUGAAACGAUGGAGAGUAAUUACGGGAAUUAAUUAACGAGAGAUUUUUCAGAGGCCAAGAAGAAAAAUUGGAGAACGUCCUUAUCUAAUAUUUAACGACUCGAAAUCCUGACGAUCUCUAUCAACUGACAGUUUUCUUGCCCCUUUGUAAGAUUUAAUAAAAAGAAGUUUGAUUCGAUUAAAUAACUCUUAUUUAUAUUCGAAUAUACUGCUUUUAACGAAAAAUGUAAUCGAUACAUAUCCAUACGUUACACAGACAUUGUACACUUUUUUGUAAAAUCGUUUUGACGCAGCCUAUUGUAAUUUAGAAACGCGACGAGCGAGUGAGUGUGAAUACUUGUACAUAUUUUGUGGCCGUAUAAUUAGCCCUGAAUGCGAGACUAUGAAAGCAAUACGCAAGAGCCAGCGAAUUGAUUAAUCGAUCGGUCGAAACUUUCAGCAAGGAGCAUCUGCGCGUAAAUUAAUCGAUUAAUUAAUUAGCUCGAGAGUGCUCUUGCAAUCACUUUGCCAGAGAGGAGAGGAUGACUGUAUAAGAACAGAGUCUUACUAUUUGAGACUAAUACAUACUGUAUGUGUAUUAAACAUAAUAAUUAGUUAUUAA
Messenger RNA from Hylaeus anthracinus, 9005 nucleotides. It is a transcript of the gene Nha1, whose product is annotated as sodium/hydrogen exchanger 9B2. The transcript is spliced from 6 exons. The record is from RefSeq and is a predicted model, not a curated record. The coding region runs from base 3396 to 5315 and encodes 639 amino acids. Lineage: Eukaryota; Metazoa; Arthropoda; Insecta; Hymenoptera; Colletidae. Gene Ontology annotation, biological process: proton transmembrane transport. Gene Ontology annotation, molecular function: antiporter activity. Gene Ontology annotation, cellular component: membrane.